Messenger RNA from Lotus japonicus, 1916 nucleotides. RefSeq names its product myb family transcription factor PHL5-like. Lineage: Eukaryota; Viridiplantae; Streptophyta; Magnoliopsida; Fabales; Fabaceae. The transcript has 6 exons. Gene Ontology annotation, molecular function: DNA-binding transcription factor activity; DNA binding. The record is from RefSeq and is a predicted model, not a curated record. Bases 234 to 1319 code for a protein of 361 amino acids.
CAUUGACCUUGCAUGGUAGCAUUUAUACAAUAAGAUUCUGGGAAUACAAAAGAGAAUUUUAUGCCAUUUAGACUAUUGUCACCUUUUCAAUCUUCUUCUUUCAAUUCCACCCCUUCCAUUUGUCCCUCCUUUAUAAAGAUGAACUUCCAAAGAGUUCUAUAGGCUAGCACCUCAUAAAUUUGCACAAGUAUCCAAGCUUAAUUUUUUUUGUGUGAAUAUUUGGGUACUUUUCAAUGAAUGAAAACAAAAUUGAUUGUGUGGGACUGAUUCAACAAAGUCAUGGACUAACUGGUGAUUUUGAUUCUGAGUUUGGCAAUCAUUCUAACACAAUUAUGAGCAGGUUUGAGUCACCAGCUUCUGCUUUUUAUGCAGCAGAAAAUUGCAUGGGCUUCUCAGAAUAUGAUUACCAAGUUGGUAAUACUAAUCAAUCUUUGAGCUCUCAGUUAAAUAAGGUUCAUGAUUUGGAAUUCCCUUUAUAUCAAUCUCCAAGGUUAAACCUUUUCAUGAAUUCAGCAAACCAACCUGACCCUUUAUCAAACACUUUGCAAGCAAUGGUGAAAUCUCAAUUGAAUAGUAAUCAAGACAACAAAAUUUCAUGUGGGGAUUUUCCCAGUUCCAAGUUUGUUCCAAUUGAACCACAGAAGCUUUUAUAUGAUGGUGUUACUUCAGUUAGCUGGAGCUCAUCAAGUCUUAACAAAGGAAAUCAGGAUUGCAUGGCUGUUUCUGGAUCUUCAGGAAGUGUGUCAACUGCUUUUGGAAACUCUUCUUCUAAUGGAUCAGUGAUCUUGAGUAAAACGCGUAUAAGAUGGACUAAGGAUCUUCAUGAGAAGUUUGUUGAGUGUGUGAAUCGCCUUGGUGGUGCUGAUAAGGCAACACCAAAAGCAAUAUUGAAGAUGAUGGACUCAGAUGGUUUGACUAUCUACCAUAUAAAAAGUCAUUUGCAGAAAUACAGAAAUGCAAAAUUCAUGCCAGAGUCAGCUCAAGGGAUAUCUAACAAAAGAGUCCAUACAGAAGAUGUGCAUCAUCUUGAUUUCAAAACUGGCUUGCAAAUUAGAGAGGCACUUCAGCUGCAAUUAGAUACUCAAAGGCGUCUUCAUGAGCAGCUAGAGCUUCAGAGAGCAUUACAGUUGCGAAUUGAAGAACAAGGCAAGCAGCUGAAAAAAAUGUUUGACCAGCAGCAGAGGACAAGUGAUAACCUCUUGAAUACUCCAGAUAUAGCCAAUGAUGCUACAGCAAUUAGUCAUAAAGAUGUUGAAGGUUCUGUUUCUGAAGGGGCUUCAGAUUCCUUCUUUUCUUCCAAAUCCACAAAAAUAACAUAAUUUGAUAGUUACUUAUGAAUAACAUUACAGUUUUACCAAAAGUUGACUUACUCCUUGUUACAAACAGAUAAACCAGCCAUUCCAUGCAUUUUUUGUUAUGGGAAGAAAAGCAUUGUUGUAGAGCCUACAAGAUUGAUAACUUAGUAAUUAUGUACAUAAUAUAGUUUGGUUAUAUAUUUUAUAGAAUAGAAACCAAAAUGAUGCAGAAUGUCAACUGCACAAGGUGAACAUGGUUUGACUAGGUGCUCAUGGUUAGCUUCAGCCUGCAGGUAUCCAACUCAUUUCUAUGGUUUGCCAUCUACCCCAACCCAACUCCAAAUUACCCCAAUCUUUGUAUUUCUUUUCAAAAAUUUAUUCUUCUCCUUAACUUAUAAGAAGGAGCAAAUGUAUGUGUUAGUCAUUCAUCCAAUACUUGAAGCAAAUUUCAGUUAUAGAAGCCAUUUAGCAUAAGAGCAAGGUUCCCCAACUUCGUGUUCACUCGGUUUAACCAGAAAUUGGUCAUUGUGUUUUUCUCACCGGAGUAAAUUCAGUCACUUGUUUCGAAAAAACCAUUUUCAAUCAUUUUUCAAAAAUCUAACGCCAUAAAUGUGCUUGAAA